Molecule: messenger RNA, 966 nt
Organism: Priceomyces carsonii
Lineage: Eukaryota; Fungi; Ascomycota; Pichiomycetes; Serinales; Debaryomycetaceae
Product: CCR4-NOT core subunit
Exons: 1
Coding region: 1-966 (321 amino acids)
Biological process (GO): negative regulation of translation; mRNA catabolic process
Cellular component (GO): CCR4-NOT core complex; CCR4-NOT complex; P-body
Source: RefSeq, a predicted model, not a curated record
AUGUAUAGUACUAUGGCUGGAAAGCAAAAUAUACAGGGUCCUAAUAGUCACGUUCCACAACUGCAAGGACAUGGGCAAUUACAAGCACAAGAUGAUAAGGCACCCUCUGGAAACAAGGCAUUGAACGAUGAGCAAAUAUAUCAGUGGAUCUCGGAGUUGGUGAAUGGGACUAAUAGAGAAAGAGCUUUGUUGGAAUUAGGCAAGAAAAGAGAACAAUAUGAUGAUUUAGCGUUAGUGCUAUGGAAUUCAUUCGGUGUGAUGACAGUUUUAUUGGAAGAAAUCAUAUCUGUUUAUCCUUACUUAGACCCACCGGUCUUGACAGCUUCAAUGUCAAAUCGAGUCUGCAAUGCAUUAGCUUUGCUUCAAUGUGUGGCUUCGAAUGCUCAAACGAGAGGUCUCUUUUUGAGUACAAAUUUGCCUCUAUAUUUAUAUCCCUUCCUUUCAACCAAUGCUAGGCAAAGAUCAUUCGAGUAUUUACGCUUAACAAGCUUAGGGGUGAUUGGUGCGUUGGUCAAAAAUGAUACUCCUGAAGUUAUUAACUUCUUACUCACAACAGAAAUUGUGCCUCUUUGCUUGAAUAUAAUGGAGAUUUCUUCCGAAUUAUCAAAGACGGUCGCUAUAUUCACUCUACAAAAAAUUCUUUUAGACGAUCAAGGGUUGUCUUAUAUUUGUACAACUUAUGAAAGAUUUCAUACUGUUGCAUCUGUCUUAGCAAAAAUGAUCGAACAGUUGAGCGCUAGUACAAACUCUCAAACCCACCAGACUUCGACCAGUAGCUCUGGAAGACUACUUAAGCAUGUGGUACGCUGCUAUAUGAGAUUAUCUGAUAACUUAGAAGCCAGAAAAGCUUUAUCAAACAUCUUGCCAGAACCUUUACGAGAUGGUACUUUCUCCAUGAUUUUGCAAGAUGAUGUUGCUACCAAAAGAUGCCUAGCUCAAUUACUUUCAAACAUAAAUGACCUGUAA